Patiria miniata (bat star) is the source of this 4431-nucleotide messenger RNA. RefSeq lists its product as uncharacterized. The coding region runs from base 1 to 4431 and encodes 1476 amino acids. The record is from RefSeq and is a predicted model, not a curated record. The transcript has a single exon. NCBI's taxonomy places the organism in Eukaryota, Metazoa, Echinodermata, Asteroidea, Valvatida, Asterinidae.
AUGAAGCAUCUACUCAAGAGACAUCAUUUCUGGCUGGUCAUCUUAUUGACACUUGCAUUUCCUGAACUGUCUGCAUCGGCUCUUGAUCUUGAGUUACCUGAUAACAAUCAGCCUCGGUGCGUUGGGAUAUCAAGAGGUAAACACUUUUUUCUUGGAUUUAUUGAUAAUUACGACGACAAAAACCUCGCAUCCAGGGAGCUGUUUAUUUUGGUGGUGGCAUUCAGUAAUCAGCAAACCACAGUCACCAUCAGCAGCAAGCACAAAAUAACAGGGAAACCAUUCCAGGAAACCUUUGUGAUCGAUGCAGGUGGAUUCAUACGGACCAACAUACCGGUCGAACUUGUGAUGGAAAACACUGAGAGGAGCCAAAAGGUGCUGGAAAUUUCAGCAAGCUCUGAUGUUUCUGCUUACGGUCUAAUGUAUCAAGAUUACACCACUGACGGUUUUCUCGGCAUACCAACAAAUAAUCUCGGCACGCAAUACGUGGUGACGACGUCAAGACCAUCGGGUGAUCAACGAUCGCAGUUUGCUGUACUUGGGACAGAGGAUUCCACUUUGGUCCAGGUUAUAUUACGAGGAGCUGUUAUCUUCGAAGGGCAACGCUACAGUCCAGGUGAUGUGCUGAGAUUCACUGUUAAUAACUUAGAAGCCGUUCAAAUCCAAGGUCGGAGGUCGGAAGAUUUAACGGGAAGUAUCAUUCAGAGUGACAAACCAGUUGCUGUGUUCAGUGGCAAUGAAUGCACAAACCACGCUGGUUCAUAUUGUGACAUGGUGACUGAGCAAUUGAUACCCGUAAAGAGCUGGGGACAGAGACACAUCUACACCGCGGCCCGAAGUGACGAUGACAACAUCUACCGCAUUGUUGCUUAUUUCAGCGAAACCAAUCUUACCAUCCCCGGCUUUGAACACCAGUCGUUGGAACCGGGUGAAUUUUGGGAAGGGCGUCUGUCGGGUUCCGGCCUCGUUACGUCAAGCAAACCCGCUCUGAUGAUGCAGCAUUUGGCGUCCAUCAAUGGUAUCACAGUCGACCCCUCCAUCAUUCAGGUUCCUGCAGAAGAACACUUUGGUUUUGUGUUUGGAUUCACGACCCCACCUCAUUCUGGAGGUGAUUCUGGUGGUUACUUCAAUUUCAUCAAUAUCAUUGUGAAAAAUGAUUCUCGGGAAACCAUCUUUCUUAACGGUUCCCCAAUCAACGACACAAAUGUACACGAAAGCGAUGUUCCUUACACUAGUUACAUUUCACUUACUGUUCAACUACCUAAAGGCGAAGGUGUCUACUACGUUGAACAAACAUAUCCUUAUUCAUCACCCCUCUCCGUCAUUGUCUACGGGUAUGAAGACGACGAAUCCUAUGGCUACGCCGCUGGUCUGUCUCUCCCCGCCAAUAAACAAGUGCUGAGUUUGACUCCUUACUAUUUGCGAGAACUUGGUGGCGAGCUUUUUACGGUAACUGUUCCCUGUUUGCAGACAAACUUGGCAUCUUUUCAAGAUGCCAAGUGCAAAUUUGCCACUAGCCUCGGAGAUGUCCUGGUUCCUGGUGAACGCACCGACUCUUAUACUGUUAUUUGUAUCACCCCAACCUUGUACAAGAACGGACUUACAUCUGUCUAUGUUUCACUUGACGAUGGUGAAUCAUUUCCGUACUCUGGCAUUGUCUACGUUGCAUCUGAAGAGGACCUUGCACCACUAGUUCAAAUCCAACAGAUGAAAUCCGAAUAUGGCAAUGACAUCGUUGACUUAACCUUAGAUGACCCAAUUAUCAUAUCUUGGGAUCCCAAAAGUAUUGGUGAAGGCGUUUCACAUGUGACUGUUAUGACGCAAGAAACAGAUUACGACAGCGAAGGGAAUCCAGUCUUGAUGGAAAGUGUUACAGUGAAAAACAAUGUCUUGAACAACGGCAGGCUGACGAUACAUGCAAGCGACCUGGAAUCACUCACCGGUGACGAUUUGUCACUUCAAGCAUUAUAUCUCACUCCAUCUGCCGUGCAAAAGCGAGCUAUACCAAUCGUGAUUGUAUGGGCUAUAAGAAUCUAUACAGUUUAUAAAAUUGUGAAACGCACCUGCACAAUUUCCAAGUAUCACUUCAAAACCACUGUUCCCACUGGACUUCCUGCAUGUCCUUGCAACACAGCACAAGCUCGACAAGACCUGAAUAUACAAGAGGAUAAUUUUGCGAUUUCCUUCUUUCAUCCGGGUGCUGAGAACUGUUACCGGUCUGUUAAUUCAUUGCCGAAUGGAGCAGGCCAACAGUGUUGUUACGGAAAAGACGGUAACAUCCUAGUAGGCCCUCCUGGAGGAGGAACAGCCGACAGAUAUGGUCCAGGUGGGUCCUGGAAUAUAAUCUGGCACCAGUGGUUCGAUGUUCUUCCUUGGCUUUGCCUAUGCAAACUGUCAAACAACUGUAAGGAAUACUACAAGUACAGACCAUCAGAUGAUUGUUCUGACUACGACCCACCUCGACCAGCUGGGGGCACUGGGGAUCCCCAUCUGACAAGUCUGGAUGGCUUAAAGUUCACAUUUAACGGAGCCGGGGAAUUCCUGAUGGCGUCAUCUGCAGUACAUAACUUAACCUUUCAAGCCCGUAUGGAGAGGUACCGCAACACCAACGCCUCUGUGUACACGGCAUUCGUUCUUCAUACCAACGAUUCCUCCCAAGUCCAGGUACAGAUGUCUACCAUGAACGAGACACUGAUUCUUGUAGAUGGUGAGCCGUUGCGUCUUGACUCGAUUCCUGUCAAAGUCCAUCGCCUCCGAGGGGUUCAAAUCCGCUUCAACUCUGUCUUGACCAAAAUCAACAUAGCAUUCAGUGCUGGCAUCGCUGUUACCGUGUACAUUGAUACAGAUCUAGAGGUGAUGUCUUUCAUCGCUGAACUAGGCGCUAAGUUCGAGGGUCAGGUUCAAGGGCUUCUUGGAAACCUAAACGGAAACCCAGAUGACGACCUUCAGUUCCCAAACGGAACCAUUAUGCAGCCAGGUUCUUCGCUGAAAGAACUUCACGAGUAUGGUUUGGAGUGGUUGGUGGCUAAGGAAGACUCUUUAUUCACCUAUAUUUCCCCAUUUGACUACAGCACAUACCACCUUCCUGAGUUUUCUCCGACCUUCGAGGUUCCUCAUCUGAACCAAGUGAGUCAGGAUAUCAAGGACCUGUGUGUCGACUCCAUUGAGUGUGUCUUCGAUGCGGUGAUCACCGGCAGCCUGUCUUUUGCUAACGAGACUCUGGUGGUGGAAAGCACAAUAAGUGAAGUCCAGAAAGGGUUGGUCAAGAUUGUUAGUUGUGGCUACCCGGGUGAUGUGGAGAAGGGAAUGCUGUCUGGGUCUCUGUAUCUCGUGAACGCCACUGUGGAUGUGGUUUGUGAUGAUGGCCUCGCCGUGAAAGGGUCCUCCACAUUGACCUGUCUUGAGGAUGGUCAGUGGUCGUCUGAUCUCCCUGUUUGUGUUGUCAACUGUGGCUACCCAGGUGAUGUUGAGAACGGGAUGCUGUCAGGGUCUGUGUACCUCGUGAACGCCACUGUGGAUGUGGCUUGUGAUGAUGGCUUUUCCUUGAAAGGGUCUUCCAACCUGACUUGUCUUCAAGAUGGUGAGUGGUCGUCUGAACUCCCUAUUUGUGUUGUCAACUGUGGCUACCCGGGUGAUGUGGAGAACGGAAUGCUGUCAGGGUCGGUGUAUCUCGUGAACGCCACUGUGGAUGUUGCUUGUGAUGAUGGCUUUUUCUUGAAAGGGUCUUCUAACCUAACUUGUCUUCAGGAUGGUCAAUGGUCGUCUGAACUCCCUAUUUGUGUUGUCAACUGUGGUUACCCAGGUGAUGUGGAAAACGGGUUGCUGUCAGGAUCUGUGUAUCUCGUGAACGCCACUGUGGAUGUGGCUUGUGAUGCUGGCUUUUCCUUGAAAGGGUCUUCUAACCUGACUUGUCUUCAGGAUGGUCAAUGGUCGUCUGAACUCCCUAUUUGUGUUGUCAACUGUGGCUACCCGGGUGAUGUGGAGAACGGGAUGCUGUCAGGAUCAGUGUAUCUCGUGAACGCCACUGUGGGUGUUGCUUGCGAUGAUGGCUUUUCCUUGAAAGGGUCUUCUAACCUGACUUGUCUUCAGGAUGGUAAGUGGUCGUCUGACCUCCCUAUUUGUGUUGUCAACUGUGGCUACCCGGGUGAUGUGGAAAACGGGUUGCUGUCAGGGUCUGUGUAUCUCGUGAACGCCACUGUGGAUGUGGCUUGUGAUGCUGGCUUUUCUUUGAAAGGGUCUUCUAACCUUACUUGUCUUCAGGAUGGUCAGUGGUCGUCUGACCUCCCUAUUUGUGUUGACGUAGAAGAUGUAGAGAAGACAGGGCUACAUCCGGGCAUCAUAGCUGCGAUUGCUGUUGGUGGUGUACUAGCUAUACUUGUAGUCGUCUUUUCGAUCCGGUACGUGUUGCAUAAAGGCAAGGUCGGGCCGGAAUAA